Rhagoletis zephyria (snowberry fruit fly) is the source of this 451-nucleotide messenger RNA. Its product is annotated as ras-related protein Rab-32-like. Lineage: Eukaryota; Metazoa; Arthropoda; Insecta; Diptera; Tephritidae. Gene Ontology annotation, biological process: endosome to lysosome transport; phagosome-lysosome fusion. Gene Ontology annotation, molecular function: GTPase activity; GTP binding. Gene Ontology annotation, cellular component: trans-Golgi network; lysosome; Golgi apparatus. The record is from RefSeq and is a predicted model, not a curated record.
GUAUCUCCUUUUGUUCUUUCAGACAAUUAUGACCUCCGCGAAUACAGAAAAGCGUGAGCAUCUGUACAAAAUUCUAGUCAUCGGCGAAUUGGGCACCGGCAAGACGUCCUUCAUCAAACGCUAUGUGCAUCAGUUCUUCAGUCAAAAUUAUCGUGCCACAAUCGGUGUAGAUUUCGCUUUGAAAGUACUACAUUGGGAUCCAAAUACAACCGUCCGUUUGCAACUUUGGGAUAUAGCUGGACAAGAGCGUUUCGGCAAUAUGACCCGCGUCUAUUAUAAAGAAGCUGUUGGCGCUUUCAUUGUAUUCGAUGUAACACGUAGUGGCACAUUUGAUUGUGUGACUAAGUGGAAAGAAGAUUUGGAUUCGAAAGUUCAAUUACCGGAUGGCAGUCCUAUACCCUGUAUACUGUUAGCUAAUAAGGUAAGUUAAUGAUGAUGCGUUCUACUGAAA